CGGUAGAGGCGGCCGGGUCUCUUUAAGGCCCUGCCGCGCCUGCGCCUUGGGUUUUCCUGACGCGGCCAGGCCGGACCCUGGAGAACCCGGCAGGCGGACGGGCGAAGGGCCGGACAGUGGUUGAGCCAGCGGCGGCAUUCUGAGGGGUGGUGGGGGUCGGCGGAGGCCCCGAGUUCGUGAGUUAGUGCAGCACGCGUGAGACGGCGGCCCACGGAUCCAGGAGCCGGGCCGAGGCGCUGGGACGCGCGACGGUGGCGCGGCUGCCGGCUGGAUGGGAAGUUAAUGUUUACAGCGGAGUUCACCCAACGUCUCCAAGGUGGCGUCAGACAAGGUUGCAGAAAAGCUGAGUUCUACUCUCACAUGGGUGAAGAACACAGUAUCGCACACAGUCAGUCAGAUGGCCAGUCAGGUGGCAAGUCCAUCUGCUUCAUUACACACUACAUCCUCAUCUACCACACUGUCAACGCCAGCCCUCUCCCCUUCUUCUCCAUCACAGUUGAGUCCAGACGACUUAGAACUCCUGGCUAAACUGGAGGAACAAAAUAGAUUGUUAGAGACGGAUAGCAAGUCUUUAAGAUCUGUAAAUGGGUCAAGAAGAAACAGUGGCUCCUCUCUUGUAUCAAGUUCAUCAGCCUCUAGCAACCUCAGCCACCUCGAAGAAGAUUCUUGGAUUCUUUGGGGAAGAAUUGUUAAUGAAUGGGAAGAUGUGCGCAAAAAGAAGGAAAAGCAAGUUAAGGAACUUGUCCGUAAAGGGAUACCCCACCACUUUAGAGCAAUAGUCUGGCAGCUUUUAUGCAGUGCACAGAGUAUGCCAAUUAAGGAUCAGUAUUCAGAACUCUUGAAAAUGACCUCACCUUGUGAAAAAUUGAUCCGAAGGGACAUUGCUAGAACUUAUCCUGAACAUAACUUUUUUAAGGAAAAAGACAGCCUUGGACAGGAGGUUUUAUUUAAUGUAAUGAAGGCAUAUUCUUUAGUGGAUCGUGAGGUUGGUUACUGUCAGGGAAGUGCUUUUAUAGUUGGAUUGUUGCUUAUGCAGAUGCCAGAAGAAGAAGCUUUCUGUGUAUUUGUUAAAUUAAUGCAAGAUUAUAGACUCCGUGAACUUUUUAAACCAAGUAUGGCAGAAUUGGGCCUUUGUAUGUACCAGUUUGAAUGCAUGAUACAGGAGCAUCUUCCAGAACUCUUUGUACACUUUCAGUCUCAGAGUUUUCAUACCUCAAUGUACGCAUCAUCCUGGUUUCUGACUAUCUUUCUUACAACUUUUCCGCUACCAAUUGCAACAAGGAUAUUUGAUAUCUUUAUGUCUGAGGGUUUAGAAAUAGUGUUUCGAGUAGGAUUAGCACUUCUUCAAAUGAAUCAGGCAGAGCUAAUGCAACUUGACAUGGAAGGGAUGUUGCAGCACUUUCAGAAGGUCAUUCCACAUCAGUUUGAUGGUGGUACAGACAAAUUAAUCCAGGCAGCUUAUCAAGUCAAAUACAACUCAAAAAAAAUGAAAAAGCUUGAAAAGGAAUACACUACAAUAAAAACUAAAGAAAUGGAAGAGCAAGUUGAAAUUAAAAGGUUACGUACAGAAAAUAGACUUUUGAAACAGCGUAUUGAAACAUUAGAAAAAGAAAGUGCUUCCUUGGCAGAUAGAUUGAUACAGGGACAAGUGACAAGAGCCCAGGAGGCUGAGGAAAACUACCUCAUAAAACGGGAGUUGGCCACCAUCAAACAGCAGAGUGAUGAGGCCAGUGCUAAGCUGGAGCAAGCUGAAAGUACCAUCAGGAAGCUCCAGCACCAACAACAAUGGCAUAAAUGCAGUUCCAACUACAAUGAAGAUUUUGUGCUACAGCUAGAGAAGGAAUUGGUCCAAGCCCGACUGAGUGAAGCUGAGUCUCAGUGUGCCCUUAAGGAGAUGCAAGAUAAAGUCUUGGAUAUAGAGAAGAGGAACAACUCCCUGCCUGAUGAGAAUAACAUUGCCAGGCUUCAGGAGGAACUCAUUGCUGUGAAGCUGAGGGAAGCAGAAGCUAUUAUGGGUUUGAAAGAACUUAGAGAGCAAGUCAAGGAUUUAGAGGAACACUGGCAGCGCCACUUAGCUCGUACUACUGGAAGAUGGAAAGACCCUCCUAAGAAAAACGCUGUGAAUGAGUUACAAGAUGAACUGAUGACCAUUCGACUUAGAGAAGCUGAAACACAGGCAGAAAUAAGAGAAAUGAAACAAAGGAUGAUGGAAAUGGAAACACAGAACCAGAUUAACAGUAACCAUCUUCGAAGAGCAGAACAAGAGGUGAUCAAUCUGCAGGAGAAGGUGCAGUAUCUUUCUACACAGAACAAAGGACUACUUACUCAGUUAAGUGAAGCAAAGCGCAAACAAGCAGAGAUUGAGUGCAAGAGCAAGGAAGAGGUGAUGGCCGUGAGACUCCGGGAAGCAGACAGCAUAGCUGCUGUGGCCGAACUACAGCAACACAUUGCAGAGCUUGAAAUCCAGAAAGAAGAAGGAAAGCUUCAAGGACAGCUUAACAAGUCUGAUUCUAACCAGUAUAUUAGGGAACUGAAAGAUCAGAUAGCAGAGCUGAAUCAUGAGCUCAGGUGCCUAAAAGGCCAGAGGGGCUUCUCGGGCCAACCUCCUUUUGAUGGAAUCCACAUUGUCAACCAUUUAAUUGGAGAUGACGAAUCCUUCCAUUCUUCCGAUGAAGACUUCAUAGAUAAUUCCUUACGAGAAGGUGGCGUUGACUUUCCUUUGCACAGAAAAUCCAGCCCGAUGUCUUUGGGCCAUACUGUGGCAGAUGGUAGUGAGAGUGAAACAGAAGACAGUGUGUUGGAGACCAGAGAGAGUGAUCGAGUGGCUCAGAAGAAGCAGCCUCCAAGGAAAGAGUCAUACUCGACCACUGUCUGACCAUCACUGUGACCUAGACUGUAGAUUUCUUUAAGGGAUCGGUUAUUAUACAAUUAGGGGUUUUUGGAACAUAUCUGUUUCAUAUGUACAUAUAUAUAUUUUUACAGUCUUAUCUGCCUUUUUACCUUUGCCAAAUCUUCACCUUUGACCUACCAUUGCCAUAAAGUAGACUGGAAUGUGGUUAAUGGGUAACAUAAGGUUCUAACAGUAUUACUGAAUAUUAAUGUUUUUGUUUAGAAAAUGCAACAAUAUCCAUAUGUACCAUUUUAAAAUUCAGAAGUAUGGAAAAUUGAAUUGUCUUCAAACAAAACUGCUCUUGUGCAAUAUUUUAUGCUCAGUGAACAAAUUGUAUAUUUAUGCUUAUCAAUUUGUUUUCAGGAUGGAUGUCUACAAACAUUUGACCAAGACAUACAUCUGAUUUACCUUGUGUCUUGUGUUUUGUGGAUUUUUUUUUUUUAUCAUUAAUAUUACUGUUCUGUCAGUGGGCCACUAAAAAGCUCCCAAAUAUACUACCUUUUUCUAUAUAAUUUUAUAAACACAAAUUAAUGGUUAUCUAUCUUGACAGUUUUAAUUUCUAAUUUUUAUGUGCAUAUGAUGCUUCCAUGUGUUGCUUACUGGUAAGAGUAGUUGGGUAAGAUAACUACGAAUAUAUUGUUUAUUUGUACAUAUUUGUAAACCUGUACCACCCGACAUUGAUCAUCAUUUUAUAUGGGGAACAUAUGUGUUGUAAAGUGACUGCUUCCAGCAUUCUAACAGGACUUCUGUAAAUAAUAGGCUAAAAGAAAACCAAACACUAAUAUUUUAAUAGCUUUAGUAUUUUGCUUAGCACUCAACACUAGCAGCUUCAUAACUUAACUGAUGCUUGUUCAGAAACAUUAUUGAUGAAAUCUCUUUUACAUCUGGUAUAUGUAACGGAUAAAUUUUUCAUGAUUAAAGAAGUUAUAGCACCUAUUACUUAGUACUAAUAUUCUACUUCAUGUAAUUUAAGCAGUGGACUGAUGUCCAAGAUGCACAACAAUUAUAUUUGCAAAUAACUUAGGUACAUUAUCUUCAGAUCCUCUAGUUUCUAACCUAUAGAUAAAGCCAUAAAGAUCCUUUCAUACAAAUUCUUCCUUUUUUAUCAUUUAAACUUUUUCCCUAGAAAACUAAAUGCCUGUCAUGGAUAAAUUGGAGGAAACACUUUGUAGAGAUUACACUUUACACAAAACAUAUUGCGCUUACACUGUGGAAAGACAACAGGAAUGUUUUCCACUCUCAUUUUUGUUCUCAGCCUAUGAAAAGAGAAACAGCCUUGGAAGAUAAGAGGAAAGAAGAAUUCAGUAUGUAUGGAGCUUCAGUUUUGCACAGUAUGUUGCGUGCAGAAAAAAAAAAAAUUUUAUAUGAUGAAAUGGAGUAGAAGAGGCAAAAACAGUUUUUUGUCUAAAACCAGGAGUUAAACCUUAUGGUACAUGUGUGGACCAGUCUUUUCCAGCAAACCCUUUGUAGCUAUUUGCUUGACUACUGUGUCCGCAGCACUAAGUUCUAGUGGUUAAGGAAUUCCCCCAGGUCACAAGCUAGUAAGAGCAGAGCCAGAUUUUAAUCCAGACCUCUCCGACAUCAAAGCCUUUGAGAAGGUUCAGCUAAUGAAUUUCUCAAUUCCCCACUCUUCUGACAAUUAAAGAUUUAAAUAAAUUUGAUUUAAAUGUGUUUCCUGGAUGUAUGUGUAUGUAUAUGUAUUUGUUUUUAUAUACACAUACAUACACACACAUAAUUUAAAUGUAGAUACUACUCUCAGAAUAGUCUGGUGCUUUUGGGUUUCUCUUUGGGGGUUCUGUACUGUCAGCCUAGAAGGCUGACAAUGCCCAAGUAAAGUGAGAUGAUUCAGGGCCACAUUAUUACUUUGACCCCCCAUCAAGAAAUUUGAAUGAUUUAGACCAGGAGACAGCCAACUACGGCCUGUGGGCCAAAUCCAGCCUGCUGCCUGUUUUUAUAUGACUCACAAGCUAAGAAUGGUUUUACAUUUUUAAAUACUUCGGAAGAAAAUCAAAACAAUACUUUGUGACACAUGAAAAUGACAUGAAAUUCAAAUGUCAGUGUCCAUAAAUGAAGUUUUAUUGGAGCACAGCCAGGCUCAUUCAUUGACGCAUUAUCUGUGACUGCUUUUGCACUGUGAUGGCAAAGUUGAGUAGUUGCCGCAGAGACUGUAUGGCCCAUAAAGCCUAAAAUGUUUACUAUCUGGCUUUUUACAGAAAAAGUUUUUUUGACCCUUAAUACAGACACUCUUAAAUGUAGGUUUACUUCUUCAGCUUGGCACAACAGAAGAACAAACCAUUUGCUCUUGCCGUUGAGCUACAGAACUGGAAACCCCAAAUUUCCUAGUGGAUCUUAUACUCAGAGCUAUUGAAAAUGGAAAAUGUGCCAGCCACUUUAUGCGAUGAAGUCUUUGAUUCCAUAGAAAAAAUUGGUAGGACAUCUGUACCUUUAAAGAAAGAGAAAGAUGGGAAAGAAUUCCAGAGUCCUACCACCGUCCUUUAGAGCAUACGUUAUUGACCUUUAGGGUAUGCUUCAUUGAAUAAAUGUUACAAGCUGACUUUAAAAUGAGAACAUCCUUCUAAAAUCAUGUUUGAGUCCUGAACAUUGAAAGCUAUUCCUAGGUAAUUUUCUAAGUACUAGUUCUGAUUAGGAAUUAGAUGUUAAAAGAAUCAUGUUAAGUAAACUUUAAUCCAUUGAUACCCCAUAAUUUAGACACUGAAAAACUAGAAACAACAAACUUCUCAUUCAAGACCUUUUCAAACACUCCUUCCAAGGGUUUAAAUCUCCCUGGCCUUGAGGAUGCAAUAGAAAACUUUGCCCUGAUUUUAUUCCAUUUCAUUCAAAUUAAUGUAAGUAUGCAGUUCAAGACUUUGAGGUUUUGGACAAUGUUGUCUUGAUUUUAUUUAAUCUCUGGUAUUUUGUGUCACUUAAAUGUUAUUCAUUUAAACAUUCAGAGUUGAGGAAUAUUCAAGGGGAAAGGUGAAUUAAAUGACUCACAAUAAAAACUUUGCUCUUUUGGGAUGGUUACCUUCCUGGUAUCAUUCCCAUCCUGAGUUGAAAUGCUGAAAGAAGAGGCUACAAGUGAUCUGAAUAAAACGGAAAUUACAUUGAAGUAAUGCAACAGAACUUUUAGAUCAAGAAAACACUGUAAGACAGCCUUUUAAAAAAUUAGUGGUAAAUUUUUUUUCCUUCCUAGAAAAAAGAAGUCAAAGAUCUAAUGUUUACUGACUAAUCAAGGUCAAACUGACUGGUGAGUUUAAACAUCUUACCGAGCGCCUCGCCUUUGGGGGCAGUGCAGAGGGCAGGGAAGGACAUACAGCUUUUCCUUAGCUCUGAACAUGACAUGCAGCUUGUUACUCUCCAGAUAGUGCCUUUGAUUGAAAAUAGGUCUAGACCUUUUUCAAGUAUUUUAUUUUUAACAUUUUAAGAAAUAAUUUGAUAACCCAUUCUCCUUUGUCUUUUACAGAGUCCGCUAUAAUUUAAAGAUUUAAAGUAAAAUAAGCCUUUCCGUGGUCAGCUGGAUUUUUGUGUAGUACCAGACAUUGACAGCUAAAAUUUCAUGAAAUCAAUGAGUUAUUUCCUUUAUUAAAAUAAUUAGUUUUAGCUUGAAAGUUACUGCUGCUCUGUCAUUAACAAAACAGUAAGUCUUUUUAAUUAAGGUGAACUUUCAGUUCUGCAGAAAUUAAAAUUUGUGGUUGAAAUGGAGUGGAUGCUAUUUACAGUCCAAGUUUUUGCAUCACUUCCAUUAAUAUAUCCCUUCUUUUCACUCAAAAGAAGAUAGAAUAAUACAUUAGAUUUACUAUAAAGAUGCAAAGUUAUAAUGUAUUUCAUUUUACUGUUGGAAUUUUUAUUGUAACAUUGUAUGAUAACUUGAAAUGUUUACUUGUGCCUUUGCUUUAAAUAAUUAAAGUUUCCCAUUUUAUAAAUAAUUUCUGUUUCCUUAAACUAUUCAACUUUAAAAAGCAGAGGGACAUCAAAACGUGAUUAAAGAGUGCUUGGUCUGACAUCAGAAUUUCACUAGUGGGGUUUCAUACUCCAUGGGUGCAGGGAUCAUAUCUACCUGGUCCACCCAUGUAUAAUUAGUGCCAAACAGAAAGCCUGGUAUGUGAUUGGCUUUCGGUAAAUAUUUUUUAACUUAAUGAAAAAUUGAUGUCUAAGGAGUCCUGGUGGCACAACUGCUAAGCACUUGGCUACAUGGGGUCGCUGUGAGCUGAAAUCAACUUGACGGCACACAACAACAAAUGUUGAUUUUGUUCAGGAACAUGCUUAUUUUUUUUUUUAAUUAUUGAUUGCAGUACUUUAAUCUUACAUUAUAUUUCAUAUUACUGAAUUAGUCACUAUUUAUACAUAUAUAAAUAUAUUUGAAAACAGAGGCUGUUGUAAAGGGAAAAUUAUACCUUCUGCAUUUUUAUCACAAUGUUCAUAUCGGUUAGUUCAGAAGCAGUAGUUCACUGUAUAUUCUGCUUUAUUCCCAAAAGGAUUUAAGGCAGUUUAUAGUACAUGAAAUAUGACAAGAUAGCUGAAAAUCAGGAUUUCUCCACCUCAACACUAUCAAUAUUUGGGGCCAGAUAAUUCAUUGUGCGGAAGACUGUCCUGUCCCCAGUGGAGGGGGGUGGGAGAAUGGAAAUAACCUCUGAUUGAGAACCACUGUUACAAAUUUAGAAGUGGGUCAAAAAACAAAUAGCUACUAGGACCAAACCUAAAAAUACAUACACUGAAGCUGGAUCACAAAUUUGACUGUUUUCUAUUAAAAAAAAAAAAAAAUCUGUUGCCGUCAACUUGAUUCCAACUCAUAGUGACCAUGUAGGACAGAGUAGAACUGCUCCGUAGGGUGUCUAAGGAGCGCCUGGUGGAUUUGAACUGCCAACCUUUUGAUUAGCAGUCAUAGCUCUUAACCACUUAGCCACUACACCACCAGGGUUUCCAGUAGUCAAUGCGAAAAAGUAAAACUUGAAAAGUUAUAAAAUUUCCAGUGCCCAUGAAAUAGAAACUUUUUUUUUUUUUCUUUAUAUGUGGAACUCUGGCACUAGAAUAGGGCUCAAGGAUUAAACCUGGACAAAUCACAGAAGAACUCUAUGGCUUCCUUUCUGUUCCUUGUGAACAUCACUCUCCACAGUGCCUUGCCCUGCCAAGAAUGGUCUUCUGCUAGAUACCCUCAAGGCUGAACCCCACCUCCUUCAGGUCUCACCCGCAGAGGAGGCCUUUCCUGACCUUUCCUUUUUUAAAAAGCCCUUUCCUGGCUUUAUUUUUCUCCAUAGCACUGAUUACUGUCUGACAUCUUACACAUUUUACCUCUUUUUUGUUCAUGUUCUUCCUACACUUGAUGCAAACAUUUUAUGAGGGUAGAGAUUUUAGUCUCUACCCUGAGUAUUCAGUACCUUGACUCUAAAUAUCUGUUGAAUGAGUAUUUGAAUAAAUCACUAUACCUCUUCACUAUUAAGUGGGAUAAGUAGCAUCUGUGAAACCUAAAUGUCAGUGGAAAAACCUGAAUUUCGAAUGCAGCCAGGCUAGAUCCAGAGUCCUCUAAAUACUGCUUUUGCACAAGGCACCAACCAGGUGUUCUUGAGGAGGCAAAGAUGAACCAGACCAGCCCCAGUCCUCACAAGAUGAGAGAUACAAGGGUACAGAUGCAACGCCAUGAUAGUUAAGAGAUUGCAUCCAGUUUGGGGGAGGAGCUUUCUUUGCACCAACCACCCUACCCAUCCAAAAGCCCCCAUCCCUGAGCACUAGGGUGAGACCCACGAUCCCUGUACCAUGGCCCAUUCUCUCCUUCCUUACUCUUAAACAGGUGCUAAUGUCUUCUGAUAGGUCUAUAGCUAUAUUUCUCCUGUGGUCCAGAUUUUAUCAAGGAUCUCUGAAAAUGAAGCAUCUUAAACCAGUGACUGAAACUUCAGGCCCAGAGAACCUUUUGAAACCGUCCUGAAUUGACUCAGAAGGUAGUUGCUACCAUGUCCACAGUAAGAUCAGAAAGCUGCUGUCGUUAGAAAAUCAAAGUAAUCCACCACAUAAAUAGAACAAAAGAAUCACAUGAUCAUCUCCAUCGAGGCAGAAAAGGCAUUUGAUAAAGUCCAACACCCACACCUGAUUUAAAAUGAAAAAAUUUCAAUGAAAUGAAUAGAAGGGAAAUUCCUCAACAUAAUAAAGGGCAUCU
Messenger RNA from Loxodonta africana (African savanna elephant), 9038 nucleotides. RefSeq names its product ecotropic viral integration site 5 (gene EVI5). The record is from RefSeq and is a predicted model, not a curated record. The transcript has 20 exons. NCBI's taxonomy places the organism in Eukaryota, Metazoa, Chordata, Mammalia, Proboscidea, Elephantidae. Bases 398 to 2875 code for a protein of 825 amino acids.